Molecule: messenger RNA, 990 nt
Organism: Sphaerulina musiva SO2202
Lineage: Eukaryota; Fungi; Ascomycota; Dothideomycetes; Mycosphaerellales; Mycosphaerellaceae
Exons: 3
Coding region: 1-990 (329 amino acids)
Molecular function (GO): protein binding
Source: RefSeq, a predicted model, not a curated record
AUGCGCGGCAUCUUCGUCUUGCCCAAUGAAAUACUCCUCAGCAUCUUGAGUAGCUUUCCAACGAGGGAACUGGUCCAAUUCUCCACCACCAACCGCCACUUUCACAGCCUCGUGGUACGUUUGCUGCAGCACAGACUGCAACUCGCAGCAGCUCUUGAUGGCUAUACGAUGUAUCUGGAGUGCGGGCCUCCAGCAGCGAAAUGGACUCUUCAGAAAGUUCUCUGUACCGGUCUGGGCACCGGUGGUAUGCAAGAGUUGAGCACAGACAUCGAGCGUGGUGACAAAUGUGUUGGUAUUAUAAAACAAAUGGGACAGUUGCGUACUAGAUUCAGGCCCGUCACAAAAGAGCCCGACUGGCUUAGUCUGCCUCGACCACAUCCAGCAGGCGACAUACCUGGAUCGCGGACAUAUGUGCCAGCAGAAGCCGCAGCGGCCAAGCUAGCGGAUGCUGGGAAUGCCGUGAUGAGAGUGGUGAGCAUUGAUGCCGACUGCCUCUUCUCGCAGCUCGAGACAGUCGCCUUUCUCGGCAGACGCCAAGGCACUGCAGGCAUCCUGUGCGGCUUUGUCGAUGUCUGUAGAGGGACCAUUCGUGUAUGGAGAAACUGGCUGUCCAAACAGUGCGAGAGCAAGAGGUGGACGGAUGGUGAGCAGAUUGCAAUAAUUCACGAGGAUGGCGAUGGUAAUCGCACAGCUCGAUCCGAUAGCAUUACCGGUGUGACAGACCCUCACAAAGAUCCCAGCAUCCUUUGGCUCAAUACUGGCCGCGAGGACUAUGGUAUCAAGUUUCGGGUCAAAGAGCAGAAAUGGAGACGGGACCAACCAAUCUUGGCCAGCGAGUACGAGAGUCCCGUGAGCUAUAAUGUAGAGCUGGAAGAGAUCUUGGUCUCAACUGCUCGCCUCCUAUUGAACCUCGAGGACGCCCAGCGUCGCGAUGUGGAAGACUCUGGUCGUGCGCUCAUAUUCGGGUCCUACUCUGAUUACGCUGCGUGA